CAGAACAGCUGCCAGCCAAGCUCGAGAAGCUCAAGGCGUCGGCGACGAAAGAGUACUCGCUGAAAAACUACAAUGCCGCUGCCGAAUACUACAGUGAGGCGGCAGAGGUGCAAGAUCAGAUCAAUGGCGAGAUGUCUACGGAGAACGCUGAUUUGCUCUACCAAUAUGGUCGAUGCUUAUACAAGGUCGCAGUCGCCAGCUCUGAUGUACUAGGCGGCAAGGUCGCUGGCCCUUCUGAGCCAAAGAGAAAGAAACGCAAGGUCGCAAAGGCCGAGAGCAGUGCGAACGGCGAAGGAAGCAGCUCCCUGAUAAGCGACGCGAUCAAGAGCUCCGAUCAGAAGUUGGCAGAGAACGUCGUGGAGGCUGUAGUAGAGCAGAAGGGCGACAUUAAAGAAGAGAAGCCUGCAGAACCGAGCAAUCCAUUCUUCCAGAUCACAGGCGACGACAAUUUUACCGACUCCGAGGACGAAGACGGAGGAGACGGCGAGGCAGAGGAAGAGGACGACGACUUCGCGACCGCCUAUGAGAUCCUGGAUAUGGCUCGCAUUUUGCUGUCGCGGAAGAUUGACGAGCUGCAGAGUGCAGGAAAGGGCAAAUCGAAAGAGGAGAAUCCAGAAGUGCGGCAAGUAAAAGAACGACUGGCAGAUACACACGAUCUGCAAGCAGAGAUCAGCUUGGAGAAUGAGCGUUUCCAGGACGCCAUCAAGGACACCCGAGAUGCCCUAGCACUGAAGCUGGAGCUUUACCCGACUGAAGACCCUCUGGUCACUGAAGCACACUACAAACUCUCGCUUGCCUUGGAGUUCGCAUCAGUCACAUCAACACAAGAGGAUGCACAGGGGCAAUCGACAGUCGCCCAAGUCGACGAGGAGAUGCGAAAAGAUGCUGCGAAGGAAAUGGAGCUUGCUAUUACUAGUUGUCGAGCGAAGCUUACGAAAGAAGAGUCCAAGCUCUCAACUUCAUCGGGUGCAGAAGCAGAGCAGGUCAAGAAGGAAGUCACGAACGCCAAGGAGAUCAUAGCAGAGAUGGAGCAGCGGCUUAAGGAUCUUCAAGCUCCGGCAGCCAGCCUCUCGGCUUUGCAAAAUCUUGGUCCAACAGGUGCUCCAGGCUCCGAGGAAGAUGCCAUGCGCGGCAUCCUUGGUUCGCUACUCGGCGAGAGCAAGGCAGAUCAAGCAAAACGCAUCGAACAGGCUACUGCUCAGGCGAAUGAUCUGACAGGCAUGGUCAAGAAGAAGAAGCCAAAGCCGGCGGACUCUGUGGUCGAGGGAAAUGGUAAGAGGAAGGCCGAAGAUGAACCCGCCAGCGAUGGCGCCAGCACGAAUGGGACUGGAAAGAAGGUCAAAAUCUCUUCUAUGAAACCUGAGGUCAUUGGUGAAGAUGGUGGAAAGGAGCAGUAAGAGUCGCGUUUCUGGCCAAUGUUGUUGAUAGCAGUUCAUUUGGCUAGUACAGGAUACCGGGGCGAUGGCAUAUGCUCGCUUACCACGAAAGUUGUAUUUAUGAUACCCAUGCAUUGCAGAUAAUUCCAUGCUUUGUUUAACAGC
This is a messenger RNA of Pseudocercospora fijiensis CIRAD86, 1541 nucleotides long. RefSeq lists its product as uncharacterized. The transcript has a single exon. Lineage: Eukaryota; Fungi; Ascomycota; Dothideomycetes; Mycosphaerellales; Mycosphaerellaceae. Gene Ontology annotation, cellular component: nucleoplasm. Gene Ontology annotation, biological process: DNA replication-dependent chromatin assembly; CENP-A containing chromatin assembly. The record is from RefSeq and is a predicted model, not a curated record. Bases 132 to 1397 code for a protein of 421 amino acids. Gene Ontology annotation, molecular function: histone binding.